CCUCUCUGCACUCAUGGCUUCUCCUAACAAGGCAGUGAUUGUUCCUGGGAAUGGAGAUGGGGAUGUGGCCACCCACGGCUGGUAUGGCUGGGUGAAAAGGGGGCUGGAGCAGAUACCUGGUUUCCAGUGUCUGGCUAAAAACAUGCCUGACCCAAUUACAGCUCGAGAGAGUAUCUGGCUGCCUUUCAUGGAGACAGAGCUACACUGUGAUGAGAGGACCAUCAUCAUAGGCCACAGUUCUGGGGCCAUUGCAGCCAUGAGAUAUGCAGAAACACAUCGAGUAUAUGCUAUUAUAUUAGUGUCUGCAUACACAUCAGAUUUGGGGGAUGAAAAUGAGCGUGCAAGUGGAUACUUCAACCGUCCCUGGCAGUGGGAGAAGAUCAAGGCCAACUGCCCUCACAUUGUGCAGUUUGGCUCCACUGAUGAUCCUUUCCUUCCCUGGAAGGAACAACAAGAAGUGGCAGAUAAGUUGGAAGCCAAAUUGUACAAAUUCACUGAUCGCGGCCACUUUCAGAACACAGAAUUUCAUGAACUGAUCAAUGUGGUAAAGUCUGUGCUGAAAGUACCAGCAUAAUCUGGUGCUUGCUGUUUUGUAUUCCCAUAUAGGAGCAGAGUAAUAACUUCCAUUAUCAGACAAUAACUAGAUAUAAAACAUCCAGUUUAGUUCCAAAAGUGCCUGAAAAACAAACACAAGUUUCAACAUCACACUGAGUUACAGACAACAUUUCCAUUUUCUGUAGUAUCUAAAUCUUCCCAAAUUGCUAUGAACUGCAGGUUUUUUUUUUCUUUUUCCCCCCUAUUUGGUUGGGGACCUACAGGUAGUUCCAUCCUUAUUGAUCCAAAGACCCAAAGUCAGAAAUGGAAACCAGGUGUCCUGAUUCUCAGUCCAGAUUAAAACUAAAUAGAUUUUCAUA
Molecule: messenger RNA, 914 nt
Organism: Marmota flaviventris (yellow-bellied marmot)
Lineage: Eukaryota; Metazoa; Chordata; Mammalia; Rodentia; Sciuridae
Gene: Rbbp9
Product: RB binding protein 9, serine hydrolase
Molecular function (GO): hydrolase activity
Source: RefSeq, a predicted model, not a curated record